Messenger RNA from Pleurotus ostreatus (oyster mushroom), 1473 nucleotides. RefSeq lists its product as uncharacterized. NCBI's taxonomy places the organism in Eukaryota, Fungi, Basidiomycota, Agaricomycetes, Agaricales, Pleurotaceae. The transcript is spliced from 5 exons. The coding region runs from base 1 to 1473 and encodes 490 amino acids. The record is from RefSeq and is a predicted model, not a curated record.
AUGUCCGUAUCAUCAUAUCGGCUGGAGGCAGCGCGCCCCCGCCCUCACCCGCCGCCUCUUCAAUUCAAGGAUUCAUCGUACCAGUCGACGAGUUCCAGCCUAAGUAGUCAGCAGCAAGACUCACAGACACUCCUUUACAACCUCCCCUCCCCACCGUCCAUGCCAUCUCCACCGCCGUCGAGUCCUCGAAGGAACCGACUGACUUCCCCUUCCUCACCGUCGUUUCCUGGCCGCUCGAGAACGCCGAUAAGUGGCGGGCGUACGACACCGAUAUCCAGUGCUCGAAAUAGGUCCACCACACCGCUGGGGGUUUCUCAGAGCGAGCUGGAGAGGUUUGCAGGUCACUGUCGAGCUUGGUACUUCGACCAAGAUGAAGACGCCGGUCGUCUAAUGACGCAGACACUGACUAGUCUCCCUCCCUCACAGCGAGCACCGUUCUCGCGGCUACAGGCGUCCAUUCGAUCUGCAUACCACCAGUCAGUCAACGCACGAAAGACCGCAGAAUAUCGCGCGCAUCUGAGCGCCACGUCCCCCGGAGGCUCUCUGUCACCUGCCUCAAGAGCUGAUCCAUACGGUGCUCUUGCUAAGAAAGAACGCUAUGAUAGGUUCGAUCAAUUCGUGAGGACUUGGUGUACAAUGGGCAUGCCUGGCACUCAGCCUUUUUUCGAAGGUUUGUGGGGUAUCAUGAGACUCGAAGUCGUCCCUCAGCAUCUUGGCGGUGCCGGUGCCCAGCGAAUUGAAUGGAUACUGGAUGAUGCAGUAUUUAAAGAAGCAGCUGGAAAGGACUUCAUGCUGGAAGCCAUUGAUGUUCUGAAAGGGGUGCUUGGCUUCGAGGAAUCAAGUACCUCAAAAUGCCCUUCCCCGUCGCCCAAUUACGACGACGCCAUUGGGUCACCCGCCCAUUUGCGUACACAGUCACAACCUUUAUCCUCGCUUUCCAACCGCGCCUCGAUCGCAGCACCUACAGUUCAGCCGAAACGUGCGAGGGCACCCAGCGAUCCAUUUUUAGACACCCCCGCCCUUUCUGAAUCAGCACCAUUUCCCCCAAGCCGUUCCACCGGAAGCACCGCUGCCGCGAAGACGAUUAACCUUGAUGGAGCUUCUGAACCCCUUAGCCCAUCCACCGAUACGGACGAAGCUCGAAAUAUACCCUGGCGGAGCGACUUUCAGGACAGUGACUUGGAGGAAGACUCACUUCGAAUAUGGACAUCUCCAGACAUAUCUAACCCCGAAUACCUCAGCUUGCUACAGCUCUUUCCUACAUUCAUCACUAGACGCGCGCUCCCUCGCUUCCCCGUCACGCAAGACAGCAGACGGACAGCAGAUAUUGAAGAGGGCGACGAUGAGCCAGAGCUAAGCGAAGUUCGUGUCGGCACAGGGACUAUCCGCUUGGGCCCCAAGGUACGCAGCGAUGGGUGGGAGGGGGGAUGGUGGACUCGCUUCAUCAUGUGGUUACGGAGGAUAUUUUGCUAG